This is a messenger RNA of Lepisosteus oculatus (spotted gar), 5324 nucleotides long. RefSeq names its product Rho GTPase activating protein 12b (gene arhgap12b). The record is from RefSeq and is a predicted model, not a curated record. Gene Ontology annotation, biological process: regulation of GTPase activity; signal transduction. Gene Ontology annotation, molecular function: protein binding. Gene Ontology annotation, cellular component: cytoplasm. NCBI's taxonomy places the organism in Eukaryota, Metazoa, Chordata, Actinopteri, Semionotiformes, Lepisosteidae.
GGGAGACGCGAGCAUGCUCCGAUCUUGUUAAGGGUUCACAAACGUGGUUUACAACUCGGUGGGCCCCAAAGACGCCCCCCUCCACACUGGCCCGUUUGGGGAGGGAGUACUUUCACGCAGAGCAGCGGAUGGGGAGCAGAUAAGCGAAUUGGGUCCUCUGGUUGUGUGUGGUUUUGCCGUCGUUUGAUGUAGUAGCCACAGCCACCAACCUAAACUGCAUUGUUGUUCUACUUAAGUCGAGAUGUCGGGUUUCUAAAAGCAAGGAUUUUCUUAAAAAGCGCAAACCACCUGUUUUCGCCUGCUUUAGGAAAUAAACUGAUACAUACGUCGUGACUACGACUAAGAUUUCUGUGGUUUCAGCGCGUUGUGGGUUUAAGGCUGGAUACACAAACUCGUCGCUCCUAAGGAGGAGAGAGGUGGAGAUUAGAUUUUUAUCUCACAAAGGCAACACCGCCGUAACUGCUGUGGCAUUCUGACUUGUCUCAGUCUGGUAUUGCGAAGAGCUGAAGUACAGUAAGGUCAGCCUGGUGGGGAGUAAAUCCGUCGAGCUCCCCGUGUGUGCGUGUGCGUGUGCAGCCGGACUCCUGCGGUACCGUCUUGGACGCAGCGGGCUGUCGUGAACCGGCCGAGUACCGCGUUUUACUGCGACUACGCGAGGAGUUGUGUCCAUCGGAAGCCGAGCAGCCCCGGACGGUGCUCUCUUUAAGCCCGCCAGCAAGAGCCCCGCGCCCGGCGGCAGCUGCCGCGCAGCCCCGCCGGGGAUCUGCCUGAUGCGGGACGCGGCUCCGGUGCCGGGGCGCUGCGCUGCUCUGUCUGGGCCAGUCGGUGCCCCCGGUGCGAGCAGCCGGGAGACAUUCCAGGGAGCCGGACGCGAGUGCUGAGUCGGCUGGCGACACGUCCCUACAAGCCCGAGGUGUAGAGCUGCGCCGGCGAAGCGCGCCAUGUGGGUUCCUCCAGCUUUCGCUCGGUGAACUUCGGAGCCGCACAGAAGAUGGCCGACAAGGAUGGCAAGUGCGACUUGGCCAUAGCUCCCGGGCAGGUCUACGUGGAGGUGGAAUACGACUACGAGUACAAGGCCAAAGACCGGCUCAUCACCAUCAAGCAAGGGGAGUGCUACAUCCUGCUGAAGAAGACCAAUGAGGACUGGUGGCAGGUGAAGAAGGACGAGAACACCAAACCCUUCUACGUGCCUGCCCAGUAUGUGAGGGAGGUGCGCAAGGCUCUCAUGCCUCCCCAGAAGCCCCUCCACUCCGGCGCUCUGGUCAAGGCGAAGCCCAACAUGCUGGACAUCCACCCCCUGCAGAAGUCGAACGAAAACCUGGCCAAGGCCCCCGAGAUGACCAGUUUCGGCCGGCCCGCUCCCGGGCCCGUCACCCCGCCGGCCCCUCCCAGGGACGCCAACCAGAACCUGGGCAGCCCCGUGCAGAGCAAGAGCCUGGCGGAGCACUUCCUGAACAACAACAACAUCAGCGGCGCCGCUGGCUCUCUCCCGGGGGCCCGGGCCGACUCGCCGCCGCCUCCCCGGCCGCCCAAUCACAGCAGGUCCCCCGCGGCCGGGCGGAAGCCCCCCCUGGACCUGGAGGCCGACCGGACGCCCCCCCACUGCGACUCGGCGGGGGAGGGCUCAGAGAAGCACCGCCAGGACUCGGAGUCGGGAGACGAGCUGAGCAGCAGCUCCACCGAGCACCUGCAGACGGCUUCCCCGACGGGCCCGGGCCGCCCCGAGUCCCCCGUCUACACGAACCUCCAGGAGCUGAAGAUCUCCCAGGCCCACCUGCCCCCCGCGCCCUCCGGCUCCCCGCUGCACACCUUGGGCGACUGGGAGACGUACAAGGACCCCAGCGGGCGGCACUUCUACUUCAACAGGGCGACGCAGGAGCGCACCUGGAAGCCGCCACGCGCCCGGGACGCCAGCAGCAGCGGCAGCACCGGCAGCAGCCGAGGGGAGGCUCACGCCCCGGGGGACCCCGAGCCCCUCUCGUCCGAAGAGAACUGCCACAGCACUUAUUCCAGCCAGUCAGAUAGUCAGUACGGGUCUCCCCCCCGCGGCUGGUCUGAAGAGCUGGAUGAGCACGGGCAUACCUUGUAUGUCAGUGAAUAUACUAACGAAAAGUGGAUAAAGCAUGUUGAUGAUCAAGGCCGCCCGUACUACUAUAGUGCUGAUGGCUCGAGGUCUGAGUGGGAGUUACCAAAAUAUAACCUCUCGCCGCCGCAGCCUGGAGACAUGCCCAAAAGCAGAAGUCUGGACAGGAAGCAGGUUGAGCCUAUAGUGUUAACAAAGUGGAGACACAGCACCUAUGUAGCAGAUUUAAGUGACAAGUUGUCUGUCAAACACAGACGUUAUGCUUCUGAGCACCAUACAGGGACCGCUGGUCCUCCGCCGUACCCUGAACAAGAGUCUCCGACAGGUCCCAAGCAAAGCUUUCCCGAUUCCGACUCCUGCCCUUCAUCUCCCAAGCAUCCCACAGCAACUUCAGAGAAAUGUGGAGUACUAAAUGUGACCAAAAUCACUGAAAAUGGGAAGAAAGUAAGGAAGAACUGGACGUCCUCCUGGGCUGUGCUUCAGGGCUUCGCACUGCUGUUCGCCAAAGGUCAAGGAGGCGGAACCGGUUGGUCAUACUACCGCAGGGGCUCGAUCCCUGAGCUCCUCCUCUCGCUGUUAAGCAACUGGAAACGCUCAGUGAAGCAGCGCCCCGCUGUCUCCUAUGUAUACUCUGGCCCUGUCACAGCUGCCACUAAGUUUGGUGGUAAUCAGUCCAAGCCUGAGUUCACUGUGGACCUCAGAGGGGCUUCUGUGGAUUGGGCUUCGAAAGACAAAUCCAGCAAGAAACACGUCAUUGAGCUGAAAACCCGUCAAGGAACCGAGCUCUUGAUUCAGUCCGAGAACGACAGCGUUAUCACCGACUGGUACAAAGCACUGGCAGAGACGAUAAGCACCCAUGCCUGGGAGUCGGAUGAAGCCAUCGAGGAGGACAUGCCAGAGUCCCCCCGGCCAGAGAAGCAGGACAAGGACAAAGAGAAGGACAAGGAGAAGGACAAGGACAAAGAGCACAGAGACUCCAAGAAAGGACGAGUGAUGAAAACCUCAACCAGCAUGGAUUCUUCAGACCAGAAGAAAACCAGAGUUAAACUGAGGAAGUUUCUCACUCGCCGGCCCACACUUCAAGCAGUGCGAGACAAGGGCUACAUUAAGGAUCAAGUGUUUGGCUGCAGUCUGACCAGUCUCUGUCAGAGGGAAAACACUACGGUGCCAAACUUUGUCAAGAUGUGCAUUGACCAUGUUGAAAAUAAAGGUUUAAGUGUCGAUGGGUUGUACAGAGUUAGUGGAAACCUGGCUGUGAUACAGAAGUUACGAUUUGCUGUGAAUCAUGAUGAAAAGGUGAAUUUGGAAGACAGCAAGUGGGAGGACAUACACGUCACCACCGGAGCUCUGAAGAUGUUCUUCAGGGAGCUGCCAGAGCCUCUCUUCACACACGCCUAUUUUGAAGACUUUGUCAGCGCUAUCAAAUGUCCAGACUACAAACAGCGAGUACAUUCAAUAAAAGACUUAAUUAAGCAGUUGCCAAAACCAAACCAGGAUACCAUGCAAGUUCUCUUUAAGCACCUCAGAAGAGUUAUAGACAACGGGGAGCUGAACCGCAUGACGACUCAGAGUGUUGCUAUAGUGUUCGGCCCUACGCUGUUGCGACCGGAGAAAGAGACUGGAAACAUCGCGGUGCACAUGGUGUAUCAGAACCAGAUUGUAGAAUUGAUCUUGCUGGAGUACGAGAGCAUUUUCAGCAGGUAAACCUGCUUGUGAAAGAGGACAGUCUCGCCGAGCUCUAUACCAUGGCAGACGUCAAAACUUCCAUCUGUGAGAUAUGCUGUGGAACACGCAAUAUAAAUAUAUUGAAAUAAACAAAGGAAAAACAAAAGACUAGUUGACUUUGCACUUAACAUUUUGAAGCUAUGUGUAUAUUUUCUUUUGGUUGUCAUUCCUGCAAGUAGAAUUGCCAUUACUUCAUGAGCCUAUGAUGCUUUCACCUGACUGGACUUUGACUGGUUCAUUUGCAGCUACAAAGCUGUGGGGUUAAUAAGGAUGGUUCCUUUUUUCAUUGGUUAAGACAAAUGACUGUUCAGGAUAAGUUUGUAUACACUGGAUUCUUCUGGCCAGUAUUGAUGAUAAUAAGGUCUAAUUGCCGGUCAUGAGAAUAUGUAAAAGCUCUGAACAUUUAUACCCAUCUUCACUAAUCACGUGGAUCUGAAUGACUCUCUUUGAGCCAGAUUCCAAGUUCAAGAUGGCUUACUGCUGACCAGCAUAAGUGGAAGUUCAUGUUUAUUUAAUCUUACGUAAAUGAGACAUCAUUAGGAGCCAAGUAUCCUGUAGAAGAGUAAUUUGGUUAUUCUUUCACUUGGUCUUUUUUUUUUAAAGAAAACAGACCAUUUCACGGUCUUGUAAAAUGCUGACUGCUGACAGACUCAUUUAAAGGAACUGCAUCUGCACACUUGUGUACACCCAAAGGAAAUCUGCAGACAAGGAACAUUCAGUUGUAUCAGUAUUAGAAAUGGGAGUUUCAGUGUGCUCCAUUUGAUGGAUUUGAAUAACCUGGAAAUGUGUGGGCUAACACUUUAGGAAAACACGCCUAUAACGCACCCCAGAAAACACAAGACCUGAAACAGGAAAACAAGAAACAAGACCCUGUGGACGUGUGGACAUGUGGAUGUGAUGUGACCUCUUACAGGCAUGAGACUUCUGCAUAGAGCUAAAGACCUUUUGGUUAGAUUUUAUGGGUGUUAUCGUUGUAGCAACAAACGUCUUGGUGAUCUGCUCUCCCAGAGACCACUCAUCGCAUAGGCGUGCAUUUUCAGAGCUAACGUUUCACGAAGGGGGUUCUCUGGGUCCCUUAAUGUUGUGGGCAUAGUGCCAGCCAAACAGUAUAAAACUGAAAAACCUUGAAAUAGUCAAACCUGUGAUGGAAAAACUCCAAUGUUUAUGAUGUAAAUAUGUGGAAGGUUUAAUCUUCUUCCAGGUCUUGUACAUAAAUGUAUAGUUCCAUGAGUGAUGUAGGCCUCUUUUCUUUUGUAACAGUUCCUAAAUACACAUCUAAUUGCCGCACAUUUAGCUAUAGGAAGUAUUUUCUUUUGCUGGGCCACAAUGGAAUUGGAUGGAGCAGCCAAGGAUUUAUUACCAAUUCAGAUAAAUACCGUGUGUCCUUUUCUGCCUCUUUUAAGGUCAAUUUUUCUGUUUCUUUUCUCCCUAUUUCCAAGGCUAAUUCAAACUUUUAGAGAAAAAAAAAAACAUGGUACUGGAAUUAGUAUUGCGUAGGCCUGUGGUGAAUUGAUGG